AACCGGACAUUUUUGCAAGUUGGAGUGUAAAUUAUUUCCAUUACAACGGAACGAGUCUGUUCGCUAACUGCGAAUUUAAAAAAACCUACGUCGGAUAUCUGCGUAUGACAUGUACUGCAAAUGGUUGGACGACUAUUGAAGAAUGUCAGGAAUACAGUUAUCCGCUUAAUAUUCAGGAAAUAAGACUUGUUGACGGAAAUAGCACCUUUGACGGCAGAGUUGAGAUCAAAGUGUUCAACACGUGGGGAACAAUAUGCGAUGACGCCUUUGGAAUGGAGGACGCCAACGUUAUUUGCAAAAUGAUAGGCUUUUAUCCUGCUAAAGGAUUCCGCACAUCAUCCAUUGAGGGAACGGGACCUGUUUAUGUCGAUGACAUGGCAUGUGAUGCCAACAGUUCUCACAUCAAUGAAUGCCGGUAUGUAACUUACGACGAUUGUGAUCAUAGCGAGGACGUAGCCGUUACAUGUACAGCAAAGUGCGAUAACCCAACGCUACAGUGGGGUAUGGUCAACGACACUUCAACAAAUGUGGGAUCUUCAAUAAGCGUCGCAUGUGAACGUGGUCGAAUACUUGUCGGUGACUCAGAAAUAGUUUGCAAAGAAGACGGAAAUUGGACAAGCACACCAUUCUGUCGUUUAAUAGAUUGUGGAGAUCCAACGCCAGAUAAUGGCGAAAUUAUGGGGACGUCAUAUUACCUCGAUGACGUCGUCUCUGUGUCGUGUGAUACCGGUUAUAUUUUAUCCGGCGACGCCGUCAUAACAUGCCAGAAUAACAGUUAUUGGACUGAUGAUCCAACCUGUACUAUUGUUGACUGUAACGCCCUGACCAUCGCCAAUAUGACGAUUGACAUCGGUAACACAACCACCUACGGACAGAUAGCAGUUGUAAAGUGUAAAUAUGAGUUUAGUCCACGCGGAUCAUGGGCGGUGAAAUGUGAAGCUAGCGGCGUUUGGAAUUACACGCACGUUCCGGAUUGCAAACUGAUUGAUUGUGGAUCAUCUGCACCACCCUAUGGAAGGGUCAACGACACCACAUCGACUAUCGGAACUGUGGUUGGCGUGGAAUGUGACUAUGGUCGACAUCUGGUUGGUGAUGCGGUGUUAGUUUGUCAACAGAAUGGACAUUGGUCUGGUUCGCCUAUUUGCUCUUUGAUAGAGUGUGAUGAUCCGACACCAAAUAAUGGCUUCACUAACGGGACGUCACACUACCUCGAUGACAUUCUAUCAGUAUCGUGUGUAACUGGAUUUGUGUUGUAUGGCCAUUCCGCCAUACGAUGUCAGAACAACAGCCAUUGGACGGACUACCCAAACUGCACGAUAGUUGAUUGUGGCGUCCUACACAUUUCCGCAAUGAGUGCUAACAUCGGUAAUGCAACUACAUAUGGACAGAUAGCAGAUGUCAGAUGCCAUCCAGAUUUCACACCACUGGGUUCCUGGACCGUGAAAUGUGAGGCCAGCGGCAUUUGGAAUUACUCACACGUUCCGCAAUGUGAACUCAUUGAUUGUGGAGACCCAACGCCUUCAAAGGGUCUGGUGAAUUCAUCAAAAACAACAGUCAAUACAGUAGUGCGCGUUUCGUGUGAAUACGGUUAUACGCUGUCAGGAGAGUCAGUCAUCACAUGUCUUAGAAACGGCACGUGGUCCGGGAAAUCCAUAUGCGACCCUUCCGAUUGCGGGCGACCAGCCAUAUCGAAUGCAGACGUGGUGACAAAUUCAACGACCCUGUAUUCCAAGGCAUUUAUCACUUGUAACGAAGGAUUCGAAAUACAAGGACCAAGUAUAAUCACCUGCACUAAAACUGGAUGGAAUGAUACUGUUAGAUGUUCACCAAUUGUAUGUGAAGAGAUGGAAGUUGAAAAUGGUAGUGUGAUCGGCGCAGGAAGAGAGUAUGGAGCUGUUAUUGAAGUGAAAUGUCAUACUGGAUAUAUUAUUCGGGGAGACAACAAACUGACUUGCCAAGGAAAAGGUCAAUGGAGCGAUAGUCCAGCAUGCGUCAUUCAAAAUUGUGGAAUCGUGACCGUACCAACCAAUGGUAUCAUAUUAACAAGUCCCGUGGUAACAACGUUUAAUUCAUCCUUGCGAUUUCAGUGUAAUGAUGGUUAUCAUCUGACCGGAACUGACGUUCUGUGGUGUGACGCAAACGGCAAAUGGGACAGUUCAGUCCCGACGUGCGUUCGCAAGUACUGUGAUAACCCAACCCCAACAAACGGCGCCGUUAAUGGGACAUCCUUUUACUUCAGUGACGUGGUUUCAGUAUCGUGUGAUAAUGGCUACUUAUUGUCCGGCGAACCUUUCAUUAAAUGUCAGAAUAACAGUAAAUGGACAUCUUAUCCGACAUGUAAUGUCGUUGUGUGUGAGCGCAUUGACUUAGAAAAAGGCAACGUGACCGGCACAGAUGCACACUUCGGGUCAAUAAUCGAGGUGAAGUGUGAUAUUGGAUAUGAUCUCCGUGGUGACAGUAGACUAGUAUGUCAAGCCGAUGGUCAAUGGAGUGGUAAUCCAACAUGCAUCAGUAAAGAUUGUGGGAAUGUUACUAUGCCAAACAACAUGAAGAUCGUAACUAGUCCUAUAGUUACAACGUUUAAUUCCUCACUGCGAUUUCAAUGUCAAGAAGAGUAUCUACUGACCGGAAAUGACGUCCUUUGGUGUUCCGCAAUGGGCACGUGGAACAGUUCUGUCCCGACAUGUAUCCAGAAAUCGGACAUUGGUGGACCAUGUGCUGAUGCUAGAAUGUGCAGGACACAUAGCGCUAUUUGUGAAGACAAAAAGUGUUCGUGCAUGUCUGGAGUGGAAGACAGAAGAACACGGAAAUGUGAUAUAAUGCCAUUGCUUCCAUUUGGAGAAGAAAAUGGAGAUGUGAUUAUGGAACAACAUGAUUGCAGUGAAUCCAUUGUUUUCACACAUUCGAUACCAGUUUUCAACAACAUGAGACGUUCAAUGCAUGUUUGCAGAUGUGGACUGGUAAGUUUUGAUAAGAAAUAUUCCAAUAAUAAACCUGUACCGGUGGGUAAAGGAAAAGUAGACAUCAUUGAACCGACAAUUGAUAUCAAGGACCCGGUUGUAGCAGCAUAUUUUGCAGAUAUUUUUGUUGACAACUCCUCAUCAAUUACAUACAGGACAUACGAUAUUCUUAACAACUAUCCAUUCUCAACCAAGGCGACGGAAGAUAUUGCAAUCCUUGAAAGUUUAAUCAAACGGUUGGAAAAUCUUUCUUCGUUUGAGGCAAGUUUCCUUUUGAUUGCAACAUGGAAUCGUGUGAAAGCAAAGGCGUCUUCACUAAAUCGUAAUCACCCAGCAACGUUCCAACUGGCUAUCGUUUCAAAUGGUGUACGGACUUAUUCCUUAACAAUAUACGGACAUGAAUUGAUGAACUGGGCUUUAACGUCGAGAGAUAAAACAAUUCCUGUAUGGAUCGGUCACGCCGGAGAGAAUGGUACCACAUUCAACCACUUGUUCUCUUUCAAACCGCCGGCACUUCGGAUGGAUUUGGGUUGUAAAUCAGGAGGAAUUAGUGGACUCUGUUUGAAUAACAUUGAUGAAAACAUCUCCCGUAUUAAGCCACCAUGGUGUUGA
Molecule: messenger RNA, 3572 nt
Organism: Dreissena polymorpha
Lineage: Eukaryota; Metazoa; Mollusca; Bivalvia; Myida; Dreissenidae
Product: sushi, von Willebrand factor type A, EGF and pentraxin domain-containing protein 1-like
Exons: 21
Coding region: 105-3572 (1155 amino acids)
Biological process (GO): cell-matrix adhesion
Cellular component (GO): membrane
Source: RefSeq, a predicted model, not a curated record